ACGCCCCAUAGCGUCACCCUCCCAAGGGAGAUUCGCUACAGGAAGCGACGCCUCGCUCAUUCAAUAAAUCCGCGCUUGCGGCCGGGAUGCGGGGCUGAUGGUCACUGCCUCCUCCUCCUCCUGCUGCUGCUGCUGCUCCUCCUGCUGCUGCUGCUGCUGCCGCUGCCUCCGGGCCCGAGUGCGCAGCGCGUCUAUGCGCGGCGAGGGAGCAGGGAGCAUCGUGAAGAGAGCCUGCAAGGGAAAGUGCCUUCUUACUCCUCCUCCUCCUCCACCUCCUCCUCCUCCUGCUGCUCUCCUCCUGGCUGCUCGUGGUGGCUGUGGCUGUGGUGGUGUCAGUGAGACGCAGCGCUCGGGUCGCCGCUGCAAGCACGAAGCAGCAGCAGCAUCCCAGCGGCCAGCCCGCCGCUCUCCCCGCUCCACGAAGCCGGCCCCCCUCCCCGCUCCACCCAGCCCGCACAGCCAGGCUAGCCUAGCCAGGACAGCAUGGCCGGGCCCCGGCUGCCCGUGACGGGACUGCUGCUCCUGCUGCUGCCUCGCCUCGCCCGCACGGACUUUGCCAAGUUUCCGCCGAGCAGCAGCUUCAGCAACAGCGGCGGCGGCGUUGCUGAGCAGGACACGGCGGCGGAGGAGGUGGACUACAAGGACCCCUGCAAAGCAGUGGCCUUCUUGGGGGACAUCGCACUCGACGAAGAAGACUUGAGCCUUUUCCAGGUGGACCGCAUGGUCGACCUGACGAAGCACACAGUGGUGAGGACGAGCCAUAGCACAGGGGAAGCGGUGGGAGAGAGCAGAGUGCCUGGGUGGAAUUUCACAUCAUCCCAAAGUGAGUCAAGGUCACGGCGACAUCGGAAUGGCCGGAGAAAAGCAAGCAAAGCCGCCAAGCGGAGGUUUCGGAGCAGAGCCCCACGAGCGGCCACGGCGAGGUCGGAGCGGAUCUGGCCCGGAGGAGUCAUCCCGUACAUCGUCGGGGGAAACUUCACGGGCAGUCAGAAGGCCAUGUUCCGGCAAGCCAUGCGUCACUGGGAGAAACACACGUGCGUGACGUUCAUCGAGAGGACUGACGAGGAGAGUUACAUCGUCUUCACGUACCGGCCGUGCGGCUGCUGCUCGUACGUGGGGAGACGAGGCGGCGGUCCCCAGGCCAUCUCCAUCGGCAAGAACUGCGACAAGUUCGGCAUCGUGGUGCACGAGCUGGGCCACGUGAUCGGGUUCUGGCACGAGCACACGCGGCCCGACCGGGACGACCACGUGACCAUCAUCAAGGCGAACAUUCAGCCAGGGCAGGAGUAUAACUUUCUGAAGAUGGAGCCAGGGGAGGUUGACUCUUUGGGGGAGUCGUACGACUUUGACAGCAUCAUGCACUACGCACGCAACACCUUCUCACGAGGAAUAUUCCUGGACACCAUUCUUCCCCGGCCGGACGACAGCGGAGUGAGGCCGGCGAUCGGCCAGAGGACACGUCUGAGCCAGGGGGACAUCGCCCAAGCCAGAAAGCUGUACCGCUGCCCAGCCUGUGGAGAAACGCUGCAGGAAUCGGUCGGGAACUUCUCGUCACCCGGCUUCCCCAACGGCUACCCCUCGUACUCGCACUGCGUGUGGAAGAUCUCCGUCACUCCCGGCGAGAAGAUCACCCUUAACUUCACCUCGCUGGACGUGUUCAAGAGCCGCCUCUGCUGGUACGACUACAUCGAAGUGAGGGACGGCUUCUGGAGAAAGGCCCCUUUGCUGGGCCGCGUGUGCGGGGACAAGCUCCCCGAGCCGCUCGUCUCCACCAGCUCGUGGAUGUGGAUUGAGUUCCGCAGCAGCAGCAACUGGGUGGGACGCGGCUUCUCGGCGGCGUAUGAAGCCAUUUGUGGUGGAGAGGUUAAUAGAGAAAAUGGACAGAUCCAGUCUCCAAACUACCCUGACGACUACAGGCCUUCCAAGGAGUGUGUAUGGAAGAUCAGUGUUACAGAGGGCUUCAUAGUCGGACUCACUUUCCAAGCUUUUGAGAUCGAGAAGCACGAUAACUGCGCCUACGAUUACCUGGAGGUUCGCGAUGGUGACAACGAUAGCAGCCAGCUGAUUGGCCGCUACUGCGGAUACGAGAAACCAGAUGACAUCAAGUCCAGCAGCAACAAGCUUUGGAUGAAGUUCGUUUCCGAUAGCUCGGUCAACAAGGCUGGCUUCGCGGCAAACUUCUUCAAGGAAAUAGACGAGUGUGCAAGGCCGGACAACGGUGGUUGUGAGCAGAACUGUGUGAACACGUUGGGCAGCUACCGCUGUGCCUGUGACCCUGGAUAUGAGCUGGCACCCGACAAGAGGAGCUGUGAAGCGGCUUGCGGGGGCUUCCUCAACAAGCUCAACGGCACCAUGACGAGCCCCGGGUGGCCCAAGGAGUACCCUCCCAACAAGCACUGCGUGUGGCAGGUGGUGGCCCCAGCGCAGUACCGCAUCUCUCUGCAGUUCGAGUUCUUCGAGCUGGAAGGAAACGACGUGUGCAAGUACGACUAUGUGGAAAUCCGGAGCGGCCUCUCUUCGGAAUCCAAGCUGCACGGCAAGUUCUGUGGCACGGAACUCCCAGACGUGAUCACAUCGCAGAACAACAACCUACGCCUCGAGUUCAAGUCGGACAACACCGUCUCCAAGAAGGGCUUCAAAGUCCACUUCUUCUCGGACAAGGACGAGUGCUCGCAGCACAACGGCGGCUGCCAGCACGACUGCAUCAACACGCUCGGGAGCUACAGCUGCCAGUGCCGCAACGGGUUCAUGCUUCAUGAGAAUGGCCACGACUGCAAAGAAGCGGGCUGUGAACACAAGAUCAACAGUGCCGAGGGAGUCAUCUCAAGCCCUAACUGGCCAGACAAAUACCCCAACCGCAGGGAGUGCACCUGGGAGAUCUCAGCAACGCCCGGCCAUCGCGUCAAGCUGACGUUCAGCGAGUUCGAGGUGGAGCAGCACCAGGAGUGCGCCUACGACCACCUGGAGGUGUACGAUGGCAGCAGCGAGAAAGCUCCUAUCCUCGGCCGCUUCUGCGGCAGCAAGAAGCCCGAGGCGGUUCUGUCGACGCUCAACAAGAUGUACCUCAGGUUCAUGUCGGAUGCCUCCGUACAAAAGCGGGGCUUCCAGGCCAUCCACUCCACAGUGUGCGGCGGUAAGCUGAGGGCGGACGUGGCUCCCAGGGAGCUGUACUCGCACGCCCAGUUCGGCGACAACAACUACCCCGGGCAGCUGGACUGCGACUGGGUGAUCACGGCCGAGGACGGCUACGGCGUGGAGCUCACCUUCCUCACCUUCGAGAUCGAGGAGGAGGCCGACUGCGGCUAUGACUACAUGGAGCUGUACGACGGUUACAGCGCCGACGCCCUUCGCCUCGGGCGGUUCUGCGGCUCUGGGCCACCGGAGGAGGUGUACUCAUCGGGAGACAGCAUCAUGAUCCGCUUCCACUCGGAUGACACGAUUGGGAAGAAAGGCUUUCACGCACGCUACACCAGCACCAAGUUCCAAGAUGCUCUGCACGCCAAAAAAUGAUGAUCCACGCGCAUGGCGAAGCCUUUAUAUACCUAGCCAAGCCUGUAUGUAAAGGACAUGAUUCUGCGUCCUGUGUAAAAAAAAAAAUUAAAAGAAUGAAACGACAAGAAAAAAGAAAAAACAAAGAAACAAAGAAAUUGUUCGGUAAAUAUGCAUUAUGUUUUAUAGCAAACAAAUACCAAUUAAACGCAAAUGGAAAGUAUUUGUACAACGGAGGAGCAUCGACACUUCAGGGAAGAUGUAAUGAAGUGGUUUAAAGUGCACUUGUGGUGCAUUGAGCACAUCAAGAAUACUAUACAUCUGAGCCACACAACAUGCCACUAGACUGCUUAGCAAUCAUUGUUCAGAAACAUUUCGUCCCAAGUGUUCGGAACGUUGUUUUGACAAAGACUGUUCAAGGAGACUUGAAACUGUGGGUUUCUUAUGUCCUUAUUUUGCGCUUAUUACGUUGUUUGUGCCCACAAGUUCACAUUAUCGGACUGUCAUACUUUGAUUUUUUGUGCGUGAAAAUCUACGCAGGCUAAAUAUAUUUGCCUUUGAUGAAGGCAAAAUUGUAUUUUAAAGACGAAACAAAUGGUGAUUUUUUACCAUCAUUUUUAUUUGUUGUUUAAGUGUUUACUUUUCAGUUUUUAUUUUUUAUUUUCCAGGCCAAUACGACGGUAAAAAAAUAAUAAAAAAAUGAACUCCACAAAUGGUAAAUAAAACCACAUUUUUGUGUAAACUUCAGUAUUUAUACAUUUUGUUGUUUUUUAUUUUUUCAGUUGCAUAUUUGACUUAACAAGGGCAUUUAUUGUUUUUGUUAUUGGACAUGGUAACUGUCAUUAAACCCCAGUAAAAAGACCAUAUUCUAACAUU
This is a messenger RNA of Petromyzon marinus (sea lamprey), 4365 nucleotides long. It is a transcript of the gene TLL2, whose product is annotated as tolloid like 2. Gene Ontology annotation, biological process: proteolysis. The record is from RefSeq and is a predicted model, not a curated record. Lineage: Eukaryota; Metazoa; Chordata; Hyperoartia; Petromyzontiformes; Petromyzontidae. Gene Ontology annotation, molecular function: calcium ion binding; metalloendopeptidase activity; zinc ion binding.